This is a messenger RNA of Aplysia californica (California sea hare), 5788 nucleotides long. RefSeq names its product long-chain fatty acid transport protein 4. The coding region runs from base 127 to 2151 and encodes 674 amino acids. Gene Ontology annotation, molecular function: long-chain fatty acid transmembrane transporter activity; long-chain fatty acid-CoA ligase activity. NCBI's taxonomy places the organism in Eukaryota, Metazoa, Mollusca, Gastropoda, Aplysiida, Aplysiidae. The transcript is spliced from 11 exons. The record is from RefSeq and is a predicted model, not a curated record.
AUGUGUUGCUAUUCAUGAGGAGCAAGUGACCUUUGAUCCAAACUGAACGAGAUUGGAUGCAAAGACCCUUUACACACUGAUAGGUGACUUAAGGUGUCAGCUGUGUGACGUUGACAGCUCGGUCCAAUGCGGAUCCGAUUUCAGUCUGCUGAAUUUAGACUCGCCCGAGGCUUGCGAUCAGCAGUAGACUUCGGAUACACCGUGCUUGUCUACUACAUAGGGUACAGAAUGUUAGCCAAACUGUCGCUGUUCAUUGCUCUGGGUAGUGUAUUCUAUACGUUCUUCAACAUGGGGUUGUGGAUGACCCUUGGUGCACUUUUUGCUGUAUAUCUUGCAACAGGUGGAUGGAAAUUCAUGAGAAUUGUGGUCCUAACACUACCCAGAGAUUUGAGGGGAUUGAGGAAUCUUGUGACUGUUCUUCGUUUAACAAAUAAAUAUCAGAAAGGAAAGAUAACGGUCUCUCAGAUCUUCGAUGAGACGGCGGAGAAGUAUCCCAAAAAACCCUGUGUGUUGUUCCACGAUGAAGUCUGGACAUUUGAGGAGAUUCAGAAGUAUUCGAACAAAGUCGCCAACUUUAUCUACAACGCUGGGUACAAGGAAGGAGAUGUUGUCGCGAUAUUCUCAGAGAACUGCCCACAGUAUUUCCCCCUGUGGGUGGGGAUGGGAAAGGUCGGAGUGGUCUCUGCUUUGGUGAAUUUCAAUUUGAGAGAUGUGUCUCUGGCGCACUGUAUUAAGAUUUCCAAAGCAAAGGCGGUGGUAUUUGCUGGAAACCUUGCUCAAGCCCUGAAAGACGUACACCCCAGCCUGCCCAGCGAUGUCACAUACUACUGCCUCGGAACCUCCGAUGUUAACAGUUUUGCCUACAGCAGUUUCGACAAAGAACUGGAGAAAAGCUCCUCCUUCCCUCCACCUCUGGUUGUUCGGGAACCAAAAGACGCUCUGUUCUACGUUUACACGUCCGGCACGACAGGGAUGCCGAAAGCCGCCGUUGUGUCACAUCUCAGGUUUUGCCUGAUGGGUUGGGGCAUCAAGCUGUUCUUCAGCCUGUCGAACAAGGACGUCCUGUACAUUGCUCUGCCUCUGUACCACACGGCGGGCGGGAUCCUUGGGGUCAGCCAGGCCAUCCUAGGGGGCACAACUCUGGCCAUCCGGCCCAAGUUCUCCGCCAGUCAGUUCUGGACGGACUGCGUCAAGUACAAAUGCACUGCCGGCCAAUACAUCGGUGAGAUCUGUCGUUACCUCCUGGCUCAGCCGUUCCGACCGGAGGAGAAGCAACAUUCCGUACGGGUUCUCUACGGCAACGGGAUCAAGCCACAGAUUUGGAAAAGUUUCCAGGACCGUUUCGGGGUUCCCUUGAUUGGAGAGUUCUACGGAGCCACGGAGGGCAACUGCAGUAUAGUAAACUUUGAGAACAAAGUAGGAGCUGUGGGGUUCACAACGAGAAUCGCUCCGAGUCUGUACCCAAUCACCCUUGUCAAGGUGGACCCAGCGACCAACGAGAUCGUCCGCGACAGUAAUGGCAUUUGUGUGAAGGCGGAGCCUGGCGAGCCGGGCGAGAUGGUGGGCAAGAUCAUCAAGGGGAAUCCAACCCGCGACUUUGAUGGCUAUGUGGACGGCAGCGCCACGCAAAAGAAAGUUAUCAGUGACGUAUUCAAGAAGGGAGACAAAGCUUUCUCCACUGGGGAUAUUUUGGUGAUGGAUGACCUUGGUUACAUGUACUUCCGUGACCGGACGGGCGACACGUUCCGUUGGCGAGGGGAGAACGUGAGCACCAAUGAGGUGGAAGCUGUCAUCAGUAACGCUAUACAGCUGAACGAUGCCGUGGUCUACGGUGUGGAGGUGCCGGGAAGUGAAGGUCGUGCAGGAAUGGCGGCCAUCGUGGACGAGAACGACUCUAUUGACGUAGCUCAGCUAGGACAAGCUCUCUCCCGCUCCCUCCCGGCGUACGCUCGGCCGCUUUUCCUACGCUUCCUCAAAGAGGUGGACAGAACAGGUACAUUCAAGCUGAAAAAGACAGUUCUGAGAGACGAGGGCUUCAACAUCACGGCCAUUCAGGACAGGAUGUACUUCCUGAGUCCCAAGUCCCGGCAGUACGAGCCGCUGACCAAGGAGGCAUACUCCGACAUUUUGGAGGGUCGGAUCCGCCUCUAGCAAGCCAGGACCCCGACAGUAGAAUGCUGCUCCGCGCCUUACGUUACCUCCAUUCUUGAACUUGAACUCAUACGUGUCUUUUUUGGGGGGGGGGGUUUCAUCAUUUCUAUUUCUACUGCUUUUUGUUGGACUCUGUCAUAUGUCUUUUUUUCGAAAUGGGGUACGGUGGAGUCUUACACAGAGCAGUUAAUUUUUUUCCAUGACAUUGCAAUGGAAAGAAAUAGAAAGACCUGUUGUACUGUGUACAUUUUUGCAGUAGAAAAUGUUAUCAAUUUGAAGGUCUUAUGAAUUUUUCAUUCAUGGGGGCCAUUUUAAACCAAACUCCACCCUGGGGUUGAAUGUAAUUCAUUGUCCUUUAUUUAUUUAUUUGUGUCCAUCCUUUUUUUUUCUUGUCUGUCUUUUUUCCCUCUUUUAGAAAUAAUGUUUCUGUCUUACACUUACAGUGUAACCAAGGCUGAUAGUCUUUGAACUGAAGUGUUCAAUUAAGAUAAGAUAAGAUAAUCUUUAUUGCCCAGAUCCUGACAUUUUGGUUUAGUGUUUCACAACAUACACUCACACACACAAGCAUGCACACAAUUGUUUUUUUCCUGUUCUUUUACAGUCUGAAUUUAUCAGCUCUGAGAGUCAUUCUAAAAAAAGUUCAAUUUGAAUAAAGAAAAGCAUUACAAUCUGCAACUUGGAAUAGAGUUUUCAUAACACAUCAGAGUGGCACACUGAGUACCAUUUGCGGUUGGCGGGUGCUCAGGUGUGGUUUGCUCCCUCUUUCCUAUUAAACGUCUAUCGUCCUUAUCUCUUUCUUUUUCUCUUUUUUGGGUUUUUUAAAAACUCUCUUGUAACAACUUUAAUCUUCGGCUCUUAUAUGAUGACUUUAUUAUUAUUUUGUAAGUGUUAUAUAACUCUUGCUAAGACUAGUAUAACUAAUACACUAAGACUGUGUACCUGUUCCAGGUUUUGUCAUGUUUCUGUGUAGUAUACCUGUGUGGAAUUUCCCUUGAAAGAUAAUCUGAUUUCUUGUCUUUCUUCGUACUCCUCUAGGCUCUGUUGUCCCUUCAGUGCAGUUGAUGGUCCAGUGCUGUGCAAUAACUCUAUCGUUAUUUAGAGAUGUUUGACGUGGCUUUGUUCAUUUACCGCAGCAAAUAUCCUAAUCUUAUUCACGGUAAUUGUUAAAGAAGUUUUUUUUUGGUUUGUUUUUUCUUUCAUGUUGUGAUCAUGAGAAAAUGGAAGAAUAGACGUUUACUUUAAAUACUUAGUCAAGAAAUGGGUGGUUUGAGGAUGCCACACGUACGUUCUAGCCUACUGCUUCCGUACUCUCCAUAAUGUGUUUAUUUUCUUGUCCGUCUUUCUUUCACACCCCCCCUCCCCCAACAGAGGUACAUUUCAAAUACUCCCUGAUAUGUUAGUCAGAUCUGGUCUAUGGCUGGUUCGAGGGUGAAACUGUUCGGUUCUUACUUCCGUUCUGUUCCUCUGUUGUUUCCACCUGUCAGUGACGGAUAUUUAAACACUACAACACUUUUACAAAGGACUGGCUACUUUGUUUUCCUUUUAUACCUUUCUAGAGAAGUUGUGGACACGGAUAUUCGCACAUAGCAGCAUGUUCGAUGUUUUUGUUUUGCAGUCUUUAGUGACUCAAGCCAAGAUCAUUGAUGCUCUAGUUCAUGGGUGUGUACUUGAUGUAUCGACAUUCACCCUCCUAGCAUCGCUAAUAAAUAGCCUUUGGUGUCAGGGGAAAUUAUAUUAUUUCACUAUGUCAUGUUGGAAAAUGUUUUUAAACAGGAAAACCAAGCAAGUAAAGGGCAUAAACCUAUUUAUUUUCAGAAUGUAGAAUGUGAAUAGGAAAUAGAGCUCAUUUGUUAAGGAAUUGAAAUGUUUAGUGAUAUAAAAAAAAACACCCCAGAAUAAACUAAAUGAAAUAGAGACUCAAAUUACAGCAAAUUAAAUAUGCUGUAAUACCAGAGAACAAAAAUUUACAGUCAAUCAAAUUGGCCAUGACACCACAGAAUGAAACUUACCGCCGAUUUAAUGAGCCGCCGACACGUGGAGGGUUUAGAUUAAUUUGAGUUUGACCUUCCAAGCGACCGAGUUUGACAAGUGUUCUCUCGUUUAUCCACUGACAGUAUUAUGCUAGUACCAAGCUCACUUUCCUCAACAGCAGGACUUCAGCAUUAUUCUUCUCACUGUCAGUAAUGAUAUGAAAAGAGAUUAAAUAGAAAAGAGUUGAACAUGUUGAAGAAGUGCUAAAAAAAUUGCUAUAAGAGUAAUAUUACCUCUACUUCAGUAGAGUAGAAUAACGAUAGAUUUAUUUGUAAUAUGGGUACAUUAUUUUGUUUCAUUGUAUUUUUUUUCUUGAAUAAAGCAACUGAUUAUUUUCUUAUUUGUAAAUACAUUCUUGUCUGUCCCCUUAAUGUAAGAUGCAAAAUUGAAUGAGUAAAAAUGACUACUUUUAAAAAUUUUGAUUCUUUGGCAAUUUGUCGGCUCACCUGAAGGCACGAGCACAGGCAUUCCAACACUCCAGAGACAUGAACUGACAGACAGCUUUGCCACAAACGCACACUUGUGCAGACAUUCACUCUCAUGUUACAUAUAUGCAAAAAUUCAUGCACUCACUAUCACAUUCACACAUACACACACACACACACACACACUCAAGCACACAAAUACACAUUCCCAUGUUCAUACUCUCUCACAUAUGCACACUCUCGUAACUUCUGGAUGAUUUUAUGACUGGAUGGGUUGUUGCUGCCUUCGUGCCUUUGUUUGAUUAAAAACACAACGUGAUCCAAAAUUGGAAAUAGAUUUUUGUAUCAUACCAACCAAAUACUCUGUGAACCAUGAUGUCAAAAAUUGUGCCACUUUUGUGAAAAAAUGUUUCAGUUUGAGAUGUGAUUCGUGAUGAUUUUACCAAGUUCGUAAUGUUGAGUAGAUUAGUUCGAAGAACAUACAGCCAAUUAGAGAGAGCCAUUAAGAAAAGAUGUGGAUAUUUCCAAUAGGUAUCUCAGCUCAGAACCUGUGUUAGGCUCUUGUUCAUUGCAUUAUAAUGAAAUGCGUUCAAGUCCUGAGUGAGGAAGUUAUUUUAUUGAGUAUCAUGAUCUGUCUACCAGAAUGUACCAUAUUGUCUGUGAAUGGUGGAGAGGAAAAAGCAAUGUUUGCUGGAAUGUGAUUAAAGAUUUAGUUUCCAGUUUUGUACCAUACAUGGGUAAUGGAGAUGGAAAAUGAAUGGGAGGGAAGAUUGGAAGUGGAGAAAAGGGUACUUCUUUUGCUGACGUUAACAAUUUGUGCAAGCAGAGUAGAAAAGGGUAUCACUUAUACUGACUUUAACAGUUUGUGUGAAGCAGUGUAGAAAAAGGUAUCUUUGAUAUUGAUGUAACAAUUUGUUUUAAGCUAAAAGGUAAUUCAUUAUUUAUAAUAUAUAUAUGUAUGUCUAUAGCUUCUAUGCAAAACCUUUCUUUUCGUUCUGUGAUCAAUUUGAUUAGGGAAUUUCUAUUCAAAGGAAAGAAAGAGACAGUACCAUAAGAAUCUUUAUUGCUUGUAUCAGUUGUGCUGAUAAUGACAAUUUCUUAUAAAUGUGACAUAUGUCGAAAUAUAUACUUGUAUACUAUAAAUACCAUUGACAUCUAGGGUGUUAAAUAAUAAUAAAUAA